CACAUUAGCCCUAGACUGUUAAACGUGAGCUAAUCAUCAUCACAUUAUAACGUUAGCCCAGGUAUUACGAAAAAUACACAUUCUGAAACACAAAUAAUAAUUCAACCGCAUUCUGAAACACAAAGAACGUUAGCUUUUCUGGGAUUUGAUCGAACAAAAAAGGUGAUACCCAGAAAAUUUGCACUGAAUACAUUUUUUUUUUUCUCACACUAGAUUCCCUAAAUCUCAUUUUCUAAUUCAUUUCUCCUCCUUUUCCAAAUAAAGUUGUACAAAAAUUGGAUUUGGACCGCCAAUUGCCUCUUUUAUCUCUCCUCAAUUUCAAGUAUUCCUUGAUUCCUGCAUUAUACAUAGCACUUUUAUUCAAUAUCCAUUUCAAUUUUUUGCUGAAUUUGCUAUCCCUUGGAGUUGGAGAUGACGGGUGGUGGACCGUCGUCGGAGGGUGGUGCCACCAAGAACAUAAUCUGUGACGCUGUCGCUGGAGCUGCCGCAGGUGGAAUUGCUGCAACAUUUGUGUGUCCGUUAGAUGUGAUCAAGACAAGGUUGCAGGUUCAUGGCCGUCCUGUGGCUUCUUCUACUUCUACUUCUACUUACAAAGCAGGCAGUGUUGUCAUUACAAGCCUCCAAGAUAUUGUUAAAAAGGAGGGGUUUCGUGGCAUGUACCGUGGCCUUUCUCCAACAAUUAUUGCUUUACUUCCAAAUUGGGCGGUGUACUUUGCAGUUUAUGAGCACCUUAAAGGUUUACUCCAGAUGGAUGAGUAUGUUAAUGGGCAGCUGACAAUUGGUAGAAAUAUGGUAGCUGCUGCUGGUGCUGGAGCUGCUACAUCUAUUGCAACUAAUCCCCUGUGGGUAGUGAAGACCCGACUCCAAACACAGGGAAUGAGGACGGAUGUAGUUCCAUAUAAAAGCAUGCUUUCUGCGUUAACAAGGAUAGCUCGUGAAGAAGGAAUCCGAGGACUGUACAGUGGGCUUUUGCCUUCAUUGGCAGGAAUAAGUCAUGUCGCCAUCCAGUUUCCUGCGUAUGAAAGAAUUAAGUUCUAUUUGGCGAGUAGAGAAAACACUACAGUUGACAAGCUAAGUACAGGAGAUGUUGCAAUAGCUUCUUCAUCGGCUAAGAUUGUAGCUUCAAUGUUGACUUAUCCCCAUGAGGUUGUGCGUUCUAGGCUUCAGGAGCAAGGGCAAGUUCGUAAUCGUGAAGUUCAUUAUUCUGGGGUUGUUGAUUGCGUCCGUAAGGUUUUCCAAGCUGAUGGUCUACCUGGGUUUUAUCGUGGAUGUGCAACUAAUCUAAUGAGAACUGUCCCAAAUGCUGUCAUUACAUUUACUAGUUAUGAGAUGAUUAAUAGGUUUUUGACGCAAGUAGUAACUCCUCCAACAAAGACACCAUUAGCCCAAUCUAAAAUUGAAAGAUCAUAGCAAGCCUCUCUGUAAUGCAAAGGGUAAAAAAGAGAAUGGCUGCGGUUCUGAGCACUCACAUGACCAAUCUAGUAGUAUAGAACCAUCCAUCCCUCUGAGUAAAGAUCAGUUGACUGCAAGAUAAUGAUAGUUUCAACUCUGUAAUGCAGGAAAGAAACAUUUUCCAGUAUAGAAAGUAAAACAGAAAACAGUUAAAAUUGAGGAACAGUUUCAAUUUGACAAUGAGAAUAUUUCUCUUUGGAUGAAUUGUGUUAUUCUGCUGGCAGGGAAGCCCUGGUUGAGUUUAUAUUUGUACUGGAUUCCGACUGAUGCAUAGUUCGCUGAAUCCCUGUAAGUCUUCUGUGUAUAUGAUGAUGAAGAAAUCACAUAGAACCAUGUAACAUAUGUUCGGCUUAAAACAUUAAGUCUGGCAUUCAUGUAUGUUCGUUUAUUGUGUUUGAGCACUUGCACAUAUGCGGAUAGUUUGUUUUAUGCAACGUCUUGAAAGUACCUUCA
Spinacia oleracea (spinach) is the source of this 1905-nucleotide messenger RNA. RefSeq names its product nicotinamide adenine dinucleotide transporter 2, mitochondrial. Gene Ontology annotation, biological process: nucleotide transport; transmembrane transport. The record is from RefSeq and is a predicted model, not a curated record. The transcript is spliced from 9 exons. NCBI's taxonomy places the organism in Eukaryota, Viridiplantae, Streptophyta, Magnoliopsida, Caryophyllales, Amaranthaceae. The coding region runs from base 412 to 1410 and encodes 332 amino acids.